AUGCCUUCCUCUGGGUUGUCCAGCUCCUCUUACUCUGCGUCUCCUCAGCAGCGGCUAACCGCGGUCGUGUCUCAUCUUCGCAGAGAACGGAAACUCAAGGUCGUUGUAACUCGCGAUCUUGGUCCAGAUGUUAUGCCAAUACUGAAGCAAUGGGGCGACAUAGAGCUUGUGACUUGGCCGGAGGAUCGAGCCUGCGAAAGACAGUGGCUCCUGGACAAUAUUCCCGGCGCGUCUGGUAUAAUCGUCAUGCUCACAGACAAGGUCGACGAUGAGCUACUGGAGAAAGCGGGACGUCAGCUGAGGAUCGUCUCUACUAUGUCAGUUGGAUAUGAGCAUGUCGACCUUCGGGCUAUCUCACGAGCUGGAGUACGACUUGGGUUUACACCCGAUGUUUUGACGGACGCAGUUGCCGACUUGUCUGUCAUGCUCGCUUUGAUGGCUAGCCGCAAUGCUGGCCAAACCGCAUCCAUAGUGCAAGCCGGCAAUUGGCCGAACUCCCCGUGGGCUCCCUUUAAAUUCUGCGGCCCCCAACUCAGCACCUCUCAAUUCUCUCCAACGCGCACCGUCGGCUUCCUGGGCUUCGGUCGCAUCGCACGCGCCACCCUCGCCCGUCUUAUUCCCUUCGGUAUAACUCAUUGCAUAUAUACCACUCGCUCCUCCUCCUCCUCAGAAACCGACGAGGACCCCACUCUCAAACCCUACCUCUCGGCGACCAACCCUCUCUCCUCCCUCAAAUCCAUUACCCGUGUCCCCCUCCCCACCCUCGCCGUCGAAUCCGACGUUCUAUUCGUCUUAGCACCAGGAGGACCCGAGACACAUCAUAUAGUGGGUGAAGAGUUCUUGAAGGGCAUGAAGAAGAGUGCGGUAUUGGUAAAUACUGCGAGAGGGACGCUUGUUGAUUCGGAGGCAUUAGCUAGGGCCUUGAGGGAGGAGUGGAUUUGGGGGGCGGGAUUGGACGUUGUGGAGGGGGAGCCGAAGAUCGGCGUGGAUCACGUUUUGCUGAAGGAGCCGAGAUGUGUGAUUUUGCCGCAUAUUGCGAGCGCGACAUUCGAGACGCGGAGAGGGAUGGCUACGCUUGCUGCGAAGAACUUGUUGGCGGCCCUGGAUGGAGGGGAUAUGCCGUCCGAGCUGGAUCUGAAAGGACGAGCAUGA
Molecule: messenger RNA, 1152 nt
Organism: Stereum hirsutum FP-91666 SS1
Lineage: Eukaryota; Fungi; Basidiomycota; Agaricomycetes; Russulales; Stereaceae
Exons: 8
Coding region: 1-1152 (383 amino acids)
Cellular component (GO): cytosol
Molecular function (GO): NAD binding; glyoxylate reductase (NADPH) activity; hydroxypyruvate reductase [NAD(P)H] activity
Source: RefSeq, a predicted model, not a curated record